AUGUCUUCUUUCACUGCCAGCCUGACGGGUCGCGAGCGCUCGAGAUGGCCGCCGCUUACCCGCAUGCUCAUGUCUGGUGAAAUGUCCGAGGAGAAGGGGCGCGAGUUGACACGGAAAGAGAAGUUUGACGUGUGGAUGGUCAACGAGGGUUACCGAAGAUUCUUCGUUUUUACUUUUGCCGUUCUCCACGUUUUCGUCUUUGUCUUUGCCAUGAUGAACUACGGCCUCAAGGACAACCUCCUCAACGCAAGAUCAGUCUUUGGUCUGACGUAUCCCAUUGCUCGUUCAGCUGCGCUUGUGCUCCAUGUUGACGUAGCCUUUAUCCUGUUCCCUGUAUGCAGGAAUCUCAUCUCCAUUGCCCGUCGUACGCCUCUCAACGACGUAAUUCCCUUUGACAAGAACAUCACCUUCCACAAGCUGGUCGCCUGGUCCAUUGUCUUCUUCUCCUGGGUUCACACCAUUGCCCAUUGGAACAACCUGGCCCGCUUCUCCGCCCACAACAACCUCGGAUUCAUGGGUUUCAUUCUCGCCAACCUCGCCACCGGUCCCGGCUGGAGUGGCUACGUCAUGUUGAUUUGUCUGAUGGCUAUUGCACUCACGGCGGCCGAAAGUCCUCGUCGUGCAAACUUUGAGCGUUUCUGGUACAUGCACCACCUCUUCAUCGUCUUCUUCCUGUUCUGGUCCAUCCACGGUGCUUUCUGCAUGAUUACGCCCGACUUUGCGCCCUUUUGCGCUGGUAUUGCCGUCUUCUGGGAGUACUGGAUGUAUGGAGGAUUUGCAUACUUGGGUGAGCGUAUCGCCCGUGAGAUCAGGGGCCGACACAAGACGUACAUUUCCAAGGUUAUUCAGCACCCUAGCAACGUUUGCGAAGUUCAAAUCAAGAAGGAGCACACAAAGACGCGUGCUGGACAGUACAUCUUCUUGUGCUGCCCCGAAAUCUCCAUCUGGCAAUACCAUCCCUUUACCCUUACUAGCGCGCCCGAGGAAGACUACAUCUCGGUUCAUAUUCGUAUGGUCGGUAACUUUACCAAGGCCUUUGGAAAGGCGCUUGGCUGCAACCUCGACAAGAAGGGACCCAGCGAGAAGAGCGAAAAGGGCGAGUCCAGCGAAGAGAUUGCUCUGCGCCAAAUUCUUCCCCGUGUCUACAUUGACGGACCUUUUGGUUCCGCCUCCGAAGAUGUGUUCAAGUUCGAAGUUGCCGUGCUUUGCGGUGCAGGUAUUGGUGUUACUCCUUUCGCCUCCAUCCUCAAGAGUAUCUGGUACCGCAUGAACUACCCUCAAGGAUCGCGCACUCGUCUGAGGAAGGUUUACUUCUUCUGGAUUUGCAGAGAUUUCGGCUCCUUUGAGUGGUUCCGUUCGUUGCUCCUGGCUAUUGAGGCUCAAGAUGUCGAUGACCAUAUUGAGAUCCACACUUACCUCACCGCAAAGAUCAAGGCCGACGACGCAACCAACAUUAUGAUCAACGACGCAAACGCUGAACAGGAUGCCAUUACUGGUCUUCGCGCCCCGACCAACUUUGGUCGUCCCAACUGGGACAUGAUCUUCAAGUCGAUUCGUAAGAUCCAUGCUCCCGCCGAAGCAGGUGUCUUCUUCUGCGGUCCCAAGGGUCUUGGAUCCACGCUCCACAUCAAGUGCAACAUGUACUCUGAGCCUGGCUUCAGUUACGUGUGGGGCAAGGAGAACUUCUAG
This is a messenger RNA of Exserohilum turcica Et28A, 1689 nucleotides long. RefSeq lists its product as uncharacterized. The record is from RefSeq and is a predicted model, not a curated record. Lineage: Eukaryota; Fungi; Ascomycota; Dothideomycetes; Pleosporales; Pleosporaceae. Gene Ontology annotation, molecular function: superoxide-generating NAD(P)H oxidase activity. Gene Ontology annotation, biological process: superoxide anion generation; defense response. The transcript is spliced from 5 exons. The coding region runs from base 1 to 1689 and encodes 562 amino acids. Gene Ontology annotation, cellular component: NADPH oxidase complex; plasma membrane.